UGCAGAUGCUUUUAUGUAACACAUGUACCAUAUAUUUGCAGCUUAUACUCAUUGCAUGGUUGAUUUUGUUAAAAAAUGAGGAUCUGAAACUGCAAUUGAUGUGUCUUGAGUUUUCUCUAAUUUUGCUCGCCUGACUGUGACACAUCUAUGCACUUAAAAUCUGAGGGUCAGAUCUUGCAACGUGGAAUUGCCCUUAAUUACUGACUUUAGGUGUACUUUGGACCCCUGCAGAUAACCUUUGUCUCUUAUUGUCAUUAUUAAAGUGAUAAGUACCAGUGCACGACGAGGUUUGCUUCACUUGGUUCAAUCUGAGCUUCUCUGCCAAGUCAAUAAAGCUGUGGUUAGAGGAAGAUUAAUAUUUGAUAUCUGUUAGAUCAUAACUCCUCCCCAGCCUAAUUUAAAAGCUUUAAUACAAGAGGUAUGAGACAGCACACUAGUCCUACCACAGACCAGCGUGUUUUUGGAGCUUGACGUGAAACCAACAUGAAGACUCUUCAGCAGAAGAUUGUUGUCCUCUCCAUUUGUGUGGUUUUAAUCUGCGCCAUUCAAGUGGAUUCAGUCCCACUACCUGAAAACAUCAGUGGUCUGAUCCAGCGGACGAAGCGGUCACUGCUGUGGCGAUGGAACAGCAUGAAGCCUGUCGGUUCCAGCUGCAGGGAUCACUCAGAAUGUGGCACGAAAUUCUGCAGGAAAAAUGUCUGUUCCUUCUGGAAAUCUGUCUGAAGAUGAAAAACACAACUCUACAUGGAUGCCUGUCUACAAACGAACAAAUGCAUCAUGGGCCAAAGUUACCUGUUUCCAAAUCCCUGCUCUGAAAUUCUGAUUUUCAGUGAAGAUGUGUGAUCAGUUAAUCACCUCCACUAAUCUGAUCUGGCUGUAAAGUACAACAAAACAAGGUUGUAAAGGUCGGAAGCACAUGAACAACAAGUUCCUCAAUCGAGAACAUCUGAUUGACCUUUUGGACAGGAUGUAUGAACCUCAAGGUGCUUCUAAUAAGAAAAUAUAUUUACUUAUCCAAAGGUUUAGAGGUGCUCUGUGUUUAUUUGUUUAUGUAUUAUUUAUUCAUACUGUACAAUUGUAAACAAUGUAAAUAUUCAAAUAUAUUCACUUUUAUUCAACAUAUUACAUGCCACCUAAAUGUUGUUUGUUUUGAUUGUAACACUUUUUUAAAAGAAAAAAUUAAAAACCUUCCUCACAGUU
Messenger RNA from Sphaeramia orbicularis (orbiculate cardinalfish), 1200 nucleotides. RefSeq names its product liver-expressed antimicrobial peptide 2. Lineage: Eukaryota; Metazoa; Chordata; Actinopteri; Kurtiformes; Apogonidae. The transcript has 3 exons. Bases 484 to 723 code for a protein of 79 amino acids. The record is from RefSeq and is a predicted model, not a curated record. Gene Ontology annotation, biological process: antimicrobial humoral immune response mediated by antimicrobial peptide; defense response to bacterium.